Messenger RNA from Hylaeus volcanicus, 933 nucleotides. RefSeq names its product V-type proton ATPase subunit D-like. The transcript is spliced from 6 exons. Lineage: Eukaryota; Metazoa; Arthropoda; Insecta; Hymenoptera; Colletidae. The coding region runs from base 102 to 839 and encodes 245 amino acids. The record is from RefSeq and is a predicted model, not a curated record. Gene Ontology annotation, molecular function: proton-transporting ATPase activity, rotational mechanism. Gene Ontology annotation, cellular component: proton-transporting V-type ATPase complex; vacuolar membrane.
GACAUUGUGUGGCUGGUCCAUGAAUUAACAGGAAGUUACCUACUUAUACGACAGUGAACGUGUUUUAUAUUUAUUUGAAAAGUGAAGAGUGCAAAACAAAAAUGGCAUCAAUUAAUGCGCCUCCGGUACCUAACCGUAUGACACUGCAGUAUUAUACGAAUCGGCGUAAAGGAGCUGCUCAGGGGCAUUCUUUGCUGAAAAAAAAAAGUGAUGCUUUGUCUGUUCGUUUUCGAAAUAUUAUUAAAGAAAUCAUUCAGACAAAGCGUGAAAUGGGAGAUGAUCUUCGAAAUGCUGCGUUUGCGUCUGCGAAAGCGACGUACGCAGCUGGGGACUUCCGAACAAAAAUUAUAGAGAAUGUGAAGCAACCAUCUGUUACUCUUUUGUUACGAGAAGAUAAUGUUGCUAGUGUUAAGCUUCCUAUUUUUACAAUAACAAGAGAUCCUAGCCUAGAUGUGAUGGGAAAUAUUGGUUGUGUUUCUGGAGGUCAAGUCAUUAAAGCAGCAAGGGACCGUUAUGUUGAAGCUUUGAAUGCUUUGAUUCGUUUAGCAUCUUUACAGACAUCUUUUUUAAGUCUUGAUGAAGAAAUAAAAAUGACGAAUCGACGUGUCAAUGCAUUAAAUAGUGUUGUUUUACCUCGUAUUGACGCAGGUAUAACAUAUAUUACUCGAGAAUUGGAUGAAAUGGAACGUGAAGAAUUUUUUCGAUUAAAAAAAAUACAAGAAAAAAAGAAACGUAAAGCUGAGGCAGAACAUCAAAAACAAUUAACACUGACGGGUAACGCUAAGCACGAAAUGCCGAUCUCUAUUUUAGAUGACAAAGAUGAGGAUAUUAUUUUUUAAUAGAUAAAAAAUUAAUUGAAUACAAAUUCAUUUUGAUAAACAUGCACACUUGAAAAAGAUUAAAGCUUUAAAUCUUCUGUGACUUGACUCACAG